This is a messenger RNA of Telopea speciosissima, 1617 nucleotides long. Its product is annotated as peptidyl-prolyl cis-trans isomerase CYP37, chloroplastic. Gene Ontology annotation, molecular function: peptidyl-prolyl cis-trans isomerase activity. The transcript has 12 exons. The record is from RefSeq and is a predicted model, not a curated record. Gene Ontology annotation, biological process: protein peptidyl-prolyl isomerization. Lineage: Eukaryota; Viridiplantae; Streptophyta; Magnoliopsida; Proteales; Proteaceae. Bases 95 to 1474 code for a protein of 459 amino acids.
UUGCCAAUUGAGCUACCCUCUGGAGGUUCAAAGGUGCUAUUUGAUUGGAUUCAGAUCUUUGGAUGAGACUCUCUGCAACUCGAACCUUUAUCUCAUGGCGUCGCUGUUAUCCUCCGCCAUUUUCCCCCAUAACUGUUGUCUUCGAAGACAGGCGUUCUCUCCAAUUGGCCCUCCGUUUCCUCUGAACCAUACGAUUACUAGGAAAAAGGAACUAGCGACAGCCGCUCGCAUUAAAAUUGCUUGCCUUUCUUCCAGAAAUCCUUCAAAGGAAUCACCAGACCUGCAUGGUUUUCCAACAGUGCCAUGUAUUUCGACAUUGCUUCAUAAAAUGAAGAAACUUGAGAGUGCAAUUGCUGUGAUCCUCAUUUUUGUCCAAAUCUCAUCUCCAUUACCUUUGGGGGGGUGGAACCCAUGGCUAAUUUCUGCGGCAGAAGCUGUGCUUUAUUCACCUGACACCAAGGUUCCAAGAACUGGAGAACUUGCUUUAAGAAAGGCGAUUCCAGGAAACACAAACAUGAAAGCUAUGCAGGAAUCUCUUGAGGAAAUCUCAUUCCUUCUAAGGAUUCCACAGAGAAAGCCCUAUGGUACAAUGGAAGGAAAUGUGAAGAGAGUUCUGAAGAUUGCAAUGGAUGAGAAGGAAUCCAUCUUGGGUAGUAUACCAAUGGAUCUUAAGGAAAAGGGUUCUGUGCUGUAUGCUUCUCUUAUAGAUGGAAAGGGUGGUUUGCAGAACCUUCUUGAAUCAAUCAAGGAUAAGGACCCAGAUAGAGUAUCAGUUGGUCUUGCAUCUUCACUGGAAACUGUUGCAGAACUUGAGUUGUUACAGGCUCCAGGGUUGUCAUUUUUGUUGCCAGAGCAAUACUUGAAAUACCCGAGGCUUGCUGGUAGAGGAACUGUUGAAUUCACCAUCCAGAAAAGUGAUGGCUCAGCAUUUUAUCCAGCUGCUGGUGGGGAACCAAGAAAUGUUGCCACAAUGCAGGUUGUUCUUGAUGGGUAUUCUGCACCAUUGACAGCAGGGAACUUUGCAAAACUGGUGGUGGAUGGGGCAUAUGAUGGGGUGAAGCUCAACUGUGUGAAUCAAGCAGUUCUCGCAGACAAUGGGCUCGAAAAGAAUAAAGGUUAUGACAUCCCCUUAGAAAUAAUGCCAUCUGGGCAAUUUGAACCGUUGUACAGAACAACACUCAGUGUGCAGGAUGGGGAAUUGCCAAUUCUUCCCCUGUCUGUUUAUGGGGCAGUUGCUAUGGCACACAGUGAAGUCUCAGAGGAGUACUCAUCACCACACCAGUUUUUCUUUUAUCUCUAUGAUAAGAGAAAUGCUGGAUUAGGUGGGUUAUCUUUUGAUGAAGGUCAAUUUUCUGUUUUCGGAUACACAACUGUGGGGAGAGAUGUGCUUUCACAGAUCAAAACUGGAGAUGUGAUCCAAUCAGCAAGACUAGUGGAAGGCCGUGAUCGCCUCAUAUUUCCAGAUGAGAGCUGAUCUUUCUCUCUAAAGUGGGUUGAGUUUCAAUUCUUUUUAUGAUGUUUCUUUUCGGAUGGCAUUGACUUGAUUUUCUAGCGAUAAGUUGUGCUGCCAAGGUUCUGAUCUCUUGCCCAUGUUAUAGUAGUUCAUAGAUUUGUAAA